AUGACGGACGCCCAAUCCCGGAUGGUGGCCAUGAAGCCAAAAUUAAUGGAGCGGGGUCCAUUCAUGAUGAUGUUCGGCUUCGGCGAUGCGUUCCCGUCGGUGUGCCGCACGUCCCUCUCCCGCGUGCUCAAGACUGGCGGCCUCCCCUACAGUGUCCUCAACAUCGUCGACGCGAUCUGCGUGUUCCCGCUGGCUUGGGCCAACUUGGGGGGCGUGUUGCAGGUCUUCUGCUGGCUCGCUUUUGGCACCCUGCAGGGGCGCCCCUGGUCCGGCGCGUUGUGGGCGGCUGGCGUGGGCCCCAUCGUCGAGGGCCUCUUCGUCCUCGCGCGCCACUUCAAGCAGCGUGUCAUCGGGGUUUGCGCGGACGACGUGGGCGCGGUCCUCCCCUCCACGCAGAUUGUCCACCCAUUGAGCAGCGUGUUCUUUGCUGCGGAGCACCUGGUGCACCUGGCGUUCUCCGCUGGCCUAGAGCUGCGGGUCAAGGUGAAGUUGGCUGAGCUGGCACCGCGCUGGGCGGACAUGCAGGUCGCGCCAGCAGCGGAGUACCUUGGCGUGCUGCUAUACCCUUCAGUCACGAACAACAUGCGUUGGCAGAAGGUGGUUGCUGGCUGGAAGCACGCGGCCCGCGCGAUCGCAAGCGCGGGGGCCCCAGCCAGCGCGCCUGCGCAGUUGUGCAACCAGCGCGCGGUGACGAAGGCCUCUUACAUGGCCCAGCUGCUUUCUUGGCCCAGCACGUGGCGACGGAAGAAUCGUGGGAACUCCACCGACUGCGGCAUCUUCUUCACCGGUCGUUUC
Molecule: messenger RNA, 795 nt
Organism: Prorocentrum cordatum
Lineage: Eukaryota; Dinophyceae; Prorocentrales; Prorocentraceae
Source: the annotation of a GenBank genome assembly